UGUUACUAUUGAACUUGUUAUAACCCUCGAGGAUUUUUCUCCAUGGUUUAGGUGGCGCUGCCUAAUUUUCUUAGUAUCUUUCCGAACGGAUACGCGCACGCGCCGAGUGGACGCUGUUUGGAAAGAUGGCGGAACAUUAAUAGCCACAAAACCAACUAUUCUUAUAUGUGUUGCUAUUUUUUGUAUACGUUGAUAACAAAAACUUGUAUUGGAAACAUUGAAAGUUGUUAAAAUACUAUACCGACAAUAUUAGUGAGAGGUUACACAAAAAUACAUUUUAACAUGUCUAAAACGCGUCUUUUGCAUGAACGUAUCAGCUCAGUCAUGGACAUGCUAGCCUGCUCUGCAGUAACAGAGAUUUGCAAGUUAGUGGAGGAUUGCUAUGGAGCGUUACGCGUAGAAGUCUUUCAAAGUAAGGAGCAAAUCAAAAUGCUGGAGGAGAAACUCAACCUUGCAGAGUCGAAGAACAGGUCGAUGAGUGGCCGGCAGCUGACGUCUCUCACUAGUCCUUGCGAUUCACGCGCGACCAAUGCCGAUGCUGUGGAUAUCGUGGAAGAUGAAGAUGGGAAGGAUUUUAAGGUGGAGGGUGUCUCUGGUAAUCAGCAUUCUCUGUGGAGAGCAGUGUCCACAGCACCAACUGGUAAGGCUGGGUCCCCCACACCGACAUAUUCUCCCACUGCAUUUGCUCCUCGCCCCUUUGGCAGCUGCAUCGAAAAGACCGGGUCCAUCGGUUCCUGUGACAAACCCAGAAAGCGACAUAUUACCAGUUUCAGGGUUGGGGAAACUCCCAAGAUAAAGCCAUGCACCACAUGCUGUUCCCUCUACCACUGCCCUUUCUGCCAACCAUCUGCAUUCAAACCCAAUGAGUUCCACAGAGUCAUCCCUCACAUACAGAGCCACCUCAGAAGUGCUGUUCAGAACGACGAGUACGUUGUAUACAACUGCAAACUGACGUGCAGAGACAGACCUCAUUACCACUGCACUUAUUGUGACCAUUUAAUAAGCAGAAAAGACUUAUUCAUAAAACACUUAAAAGCUUGCAGAAAGCACACCCGGACUGCCCGUGUGGAAGCUCAAACCUCUGCCACCAUGCAACUCCAGGAACCGCGUUCUCCGGCCCAGAGUGCUCUCACCCCGACAACAUCCACGCCAGUCGUCGAACCAAUCUCAUCCGACGUUCCCGAAAGGACAAGCCCAGGACCUUUGGACCCGCAGAGCUCAUCAGUCGCUCCUGAAACUCUAACUAGAGACCCAACUCAGACUGAAAAAACAACAAAUUCCACCGAUCACGGUCUUGUCGCUCGUCCCUCAAACCUGGACUCCGAACCCUUGUCCCCUGAAGUGUACAGCGGCCCGCCGACCCCGCUGAUUGAGACGGAGCGGACAAAGGGACAGAAGCCUCUUCAAAGGGACCCGGUUCCCGUGCAGAUCCAGUGCAACCAUUGCGGCAUCAUCCUGAACAGGAAGAACUUCAAGGUGCACAUGAGACGGAAGCACCACGCCGAGUACGUCGCCGAAGAGAACGAGGAGGCCUUGAGGAGGUACCUGGCCAACACCAGGACGGACGUGCCUCCCUGGCGCCGCCCGACCCGAGUCCAGUGCGACCUCUGUGGCAUCCGGCUGAACAAAAAGAACUUCAAGAAGCACAUGAAGCGGAAGCACAGAGUCCACGUGACGCCAUUGGACUUCCAGGAAAGCCUGGAUAGGUACCUCGGGGAGCAAGGCCUCUUGGUGGUCGAGAGCUCAGUGCUCUGCUCCGCUCGUGCCGACACACAGGUCACAGGGGGGCGAGAGAGGUGCAGAGAGGAGGGCACCACCGACCUGUUCCUGGACAUCGGUGUGGGAGGAGAGCAAGGCAUCAGCUUCUCGGACGCCAGCGCGUGCCUGUCUUUGGAGACGGACCUGGUGUCGCAGCACUUCAAAGGCGAGACCGUGCAGGUCGGAAUGAAUCCUCACAGGUACCAUGGCCUGGGGAAACCUCAUCUCCUGGAGCUGCCUUUAGAGUCACUGCUGUGGAUCUUCCGGGAUGUGUUGCGUGUGGAUGGAAAGAGAGCCUACUGGAACCUGUCUCUUGUUUGUAGGACCUUUCACACCAUCUUGAGAAAUGAAAUCAUUACAAAGUACUCCUCGGGGAAGAGAUCUGAUCCUGAAUCCCGGCAGUAACUGAAAAGAGAGGACCGUACAUUUUGGUUAUAGAUGACUGAACGAUGAUUCAAAACAUUUUAUGAGAUGACACAAAGUACCACAAAGGCUUUUAGUUGUUUGGUCAAUACUCAGGAAAAUCUGAAAAUGUAUGUUUUUUCAGACUGUUACCUUGUUCAGUGGCAUUGUCAUUGCUGUGAUUCACUGUCUAAUACUUCACUGGUUGUAAACCAAGUUGGGUUACAACCAGUUGUGAAGCAGAGGCUUCAGAGGACAGUGCACAUUGUUCUUGCAAUAAGGGGGCUAAGGGGGAGAUCCAUUCUUCAUUUCAUCAUGCUUUAGUGUCUCACAAUGGGUGGCUUCAAAUGUUAUUAACAACCGUUGUGCUCAACAACCAAAACAGGUCACCGUUUUAGUGUACUUACUGUGUCGCUAUGCUAUUUUUUUCCCACCUUUUUGGAUGUCAGUAUUUCAGUACUGCUGACAGAGGUCAUCUUAAUGAAUAAAUUACUCUCUUAAAUAACCAUUUGUAAACAUUAUAUACAGUGAACAUAAAUGUAAACGCUCAUUCCUUGUUGUGAAAGAAAUCCAAAUACUUGGAGGUACGUCAUGGCACUGUCCAAAGGAUAAUUAAUAAAUGGAGAUCAUUUUAGAUCACCGUCUAGGAUAGCCUGACAGUCCAAUCUAAUUUAACCCAAGAGCCAACUGAAACUACCUGUGUUACAUGUCAGUGCCUGCAGACAAGGCCACAAAGAACCUAUCAAAAACAUGUAGGAAUGUACUACUGAAGUUUGUUAGACAACCCCUGAGUGCUGAACAGGCAUCUGCUCUGAACAGAUAAGUUAUACCAGGUGAGUAUGAUUGAGAGCAGUCAUUUUUAAUGACAACCCAGGAGCAAUUAGGGUAAACUGCCAUGCUCAGGUACUGAUUUUUUACCUUGCGGGCUUAGGGAUUCGGCACUCUUAACAAUGCUACCCUGCUGCAAAUAUUUGUAUUUUUCGACAGAACGGAAAUAAAGACAAAGACAAAUGGAAUGCCUGAGUCAAAGCCCAGAUCUUUAUCCUGUAAUGAUGCUGAGGUGGGCUCGAGCUGUCAUACAUGCAACCGGUUCUGUUAGGAUGUGUGGGCAGAAGUUAUUUGUAAUCGAUGUAGGAGAUAGUAUCGGAAAAGCCUCCUAUAAAUAACAGCCAGAAAGAAAUCGACAACCUUCGGAGGAAGCUGCUCUUGACAAAAUUCCAGAAUUCCCGACGAAGCGCUGAGAGAUUUGGA
This is a messenger RNA of Esox lucius (northern pike), 3411 nucleotides long. RefSeq lists its product as uncharacterized. The transcript is spliced from 8 exons. NCBI's taxonomy places the organism in Eukaryota, Metazoa, Chordata, Actinopteri, Esociformes, Esocidae. The record is from RefSeq and is a predicted model, not a curated record. Bases 283 to 2163 code for a protein of 626 amino acids.